Messenger RNA from Conger conger (European conger), 1089 nucleotides. RefSeq names its product forkhead box D7 (gene foxd7). The transcript is spliced from 2 exons. Lineage: Eukaryota; Metazoa; Chordata; Actinopteri; Anguilliformes; Congridae. Gene Ontology annotation, molecular function: DNA-binding transcription factor activity, RNA polymerase II-specific; RNA polymerase II cis-regulatory region sequence-specific DNA binding. The coding region runs from base 1 to 1089 and encodes 362 amino acids. The record is from RefSeq and is a predicted model, not a curated record. Gene Ontology annotation, biological process: anatomical structure morphogenesis; regulation of transcription by RNA polymerase II; cell differentiation.
AUGACAUUGGUCAGUGAACCCAUGGAAGAAUCCUUCAUCGACGUAGUGGGAGACGAAAACAAAGACGUCAGAAAACAGCAGCACUUGCCUUUACCUGUGAGAGAGGCGAAGAACGGACUGGUGUUUCAGUCGCGCGCUGCUGCACAAUCUCCAAAACAUCGAGAAGCUGAGGCGGACGACGGCAGCCCCUCAACGACUUGUGCCAAUGUGGGCAGAAGAGGUCCGACCGUGAAGCCCCCAUACUCUUACAUCGCCCUGAUCACCAUGGCUAUCCUCCAGAGCCCAAAAAAGCGCCUCACCCUCGGGGAAAUAUGCGACUUCAUCAGCAACCGUUUCGCCUACUAUAGGGACAAGUUCCCAGCCUGGCAGAACUCGAUCCGACACAACCUAUCGCUCAACGACUGCUUCAUUAAAAUACCAAGAGAGCCUGGAAACCCUGGGAAAGGCAACUACUGGACGCUGGACCCCAAUUCAUCGGAUAUGUUCGAGAACGGCAGCUUUCUUCGUCGGAGAAAGCGCUUUAAGCGGCAGUCGCGAUUCGGCAUGCUGGCGGAACAAGUGUUGGACCCCAGUGGGCUGCCAGUUUUCAGUUACGGCACUUACGGCUCGGCUGCGGCGUGUAUGCAGCUCCCUGGUCUGGACAUAUAUCCUCUGGGCAUCCACCAUCAUUCAAACUCGCCCGGCGCUUUCACUGGCACACCUGCUCGGAGCAUCUUACCGGCUCUGUCCACUCUUUUAUCCCGUAAUUCCUUAGGCGCCAAGGGUUUUGACCCUCAGUCCCUGACCUUUGAGUCUCUUACCACAAAUCGCUGCGCGUUCACCUCGGCAUUACUCUCCAAUUCUCCGUUCGUGUCUACCGCACAGCGUGUGACGCCACAGGCAGGGCGUAGAGCACCCCGCCGUACCGCUGUACCGCCGCCCCACCGCCCCGCCGCCCUGCCGUACCGCCACCCCGCCGCCCCGCCGCCCCGCGCUGUUCUAAAGCUCUCGCGCUCGCCCAGGACUCACUCGCAGGGGAGAGAGAACCCCCCCAGAGCGCUGACAGACGACAGCAACGUGAAACAGCAGAGCCACCCAGAAGGCCAAUGA